UGAUCUCUGACUCACGGUUACUUCCUGAUUAUUAGAAUAAACGACGCUUCUCGUUAGAAUAUCGUGACUUUUGCUGCAAUCAAGAGACGUGAAGAUGAUGUGCGGUGGAAUCUGUAAGGUUCUAGAAGCAGAUGGAACAGUCCAGACGAUCUGUGACACUAUGAAGCCCCACGCUGAAGCAAAGGCAGGGAAGAAGUACGACGUGUUCACAGCCAAGUCGUACACGACGCAGGUUGUGGCCGGGACCAACUACUUCAUUAAGGUCCAUGUGGGAGGAGAUGAUCAUGUGCAUCUCCGCGUUUACAAAAAACUGCCAUGUCAUGGAGACACCCUUGAGCUGUCUGAGAUUCAGCAAGGCAAAAGCCACUCCGACCCCGUUGAGUUUUUCUAAAGGGACCACAUGCCAAACAAAGCAUCCUAUCAGUGCCUACAGGCUGUUCAAUCAACUAAUCUCACAAUAACCCGGCUCUGUAUCAAACAAUGUUACCCUACAUCUAAUUGUAUACUGUCUUAGUAGUGUAGCUUAUGAUGUUAGGAGAAUAUCAACUAAUUUUUGUAUGCCGUGAAUGAAUAAAAAAUAAUUGAUUGAA
This is a messenger RNA of Limanda limanda (common dab), 590 nucleotides long. RefSeq names its product cystatin-B-like. Gene Ontology annotation, molecular function: cysteine-type endopeptidase inhibitor activity. The record is from RefSeq and is a predicted model, not a curated record. NCBI's taxonomy places the organism in Eukaryota, Metazoa, Chordata, Actinopteri, Pleuronectiformes, Pleuronectidae. The coding region runs from base 95 to 391 and encodes 98 amino acids. Gene Ontology annotation, cellular component: cytosol. The transcript has 3 exons.